UUCCCCUCCGCGCCGAGUCCGUCAUCUGGCUCCUCCCGGACGAGGGACGGGCUCGGGAAGAGGAUGGAAGCGGCCCCGGGCGAGCGCUGCCGGCCGCGGCUGCUGUCGGCAGGAGAGGCGGUGGCGGAGGGAGACCCCCUCCUCGUGGCUGAGCUGAAGCCCGGACAAUCCCAACAGUAUGACUGGAAAUCCAGCUGCGAGACCUGGGGUGUGGCCUUCUCCGCCGACGGGACCUGGUUUGCCUGGUCACAGGGCCACGGUGUGGUCAGGCUGCUCCCUUGGCCUUUACAGGGGACUGAGCAUAACAGCAAAGCUUUGGAAUGCAAGAACCAGGGUGGAAAAACCAAGCCGAAAGGUUACGGUGGGCUCAAGGAGAAGACAUUGGAAUGUGGACAGAUCGUCUGGGGUCUGGCUUUCAGUUCCUGGCUGCCCUCCCCACCAUACAAGUAUCGCCACCGGAAGGAAAGUUCUCCUUGCUUGAUCCUGGCCACGGGAUUGAACGACGGGCAGAUUAAAGUCUGGGAAGUGGAAACAGGGAACCUGCUUUUUAAUCUCGUGGGGCACCAAGACGUGGUGAGGGAUCUGAGCUUUGCGCCCGGCCACCGCUCGUCCAUUCUCGUUUCUGCAUCCCGCGACAAGACGCUUCGAAUCUGGGACCUGGGUCAAAAUGUGAAACAAUUGAAAGUGCUUUCUGGACAUUCGCAGUGGGUUUACAGUUGCUCCAUUUCUCCUGAUGGUCAAAUGCUCUGCUCCGUGGCUGGAGAGAAAUCGGCUCUCCUCUGGAGUAUGCGUUCCUAUCGUCUGCUGCGGAAACUAGAAGGUCACCAAAGUUGCGUUGCGUCUUGUGACUUUUCUCCAGACUCGGCUCUCCUCGCCACGGCCUCUUACGACACCUGUGUGAUCCUUUGGGAUCCCUGCACGGGGGAGAAGCUAAGAUCCCUUUGGCACCAUCCGUUGCAACCUGUAGUGGACCAGAGUGGGAACUUCCACACCAGCUCUCUGAGGUCUGUGUGCUUCUCACCUGAGGGCCUCUACCUUGCCACAGUGGCAGACGAUAGGCUCCUCCGGAUCUGGGCACUAGAGCUUGAGAGUCCUGUGGCCUUUGCUCCUGUGAAGAAUGGCCUCUGCUGCACUUAUUUUCCACAUGGUGGGAUCAUCGCAACGGGGACAAGAGAUGGUCACGCCCAAUUUUGGACAGCUCCACAAGCUCUCUCUUCUCUGAAGCACUUAUGUCGGAAAGUCCUUCGCGGCUGUUUCACGAGCUACCAAGUUCAGGCGCUGAGCAUUCCCAAGAAGAUGAAGGAGUUCCUCACCUACAGGACUUUAUGAUGUUGGCUCAACGGGGACGCUGCUCUGCUCCGUCUGUUUCUCGCACAGCCUGGUGUUGCGCGCACGCAAGACAAAAAACUCUUACUCUUUGGGAGGUGAAGCGAUGAAGCCAUGUAGCUGAGAAAAGGACAAAGGAUGCUGCUGGCAAACCCUUUUUUCUGCACUAGCCGCGUGGAAGAAAUUAUAAUUCAUAGAGCUUUGGGGCAUACUAAAGUUGGCCAGUUACUUUCCCAGACUUAGAUUUACUGGGAUGCGGGCUUGACACCCACAGCUUCCUCUCGGACGUUUAAAAAAUAAUUAAAAAAAAAAGCACCUCAGGACACAGAAGGAAACAAUGAGUGUCAUUAUUUAGUCAGCCAGCGGCCACUUUUGGGGGUUAUUCCGGAGUGCUUUUGGUUCCUGAUUGUCCAUCAUCUAGGAAAAACCAGGUCUGGGUCUUCUCCAUUAAUGCAAAGGUGGAAUUGGAAAUUUUUCCCGCAUCAAUAUGCUGCUGGAUAAAGCUUUGAAGCUCAUGUUGUGGAAAUCAAAAAGCUCUGCUUUUUUGGCUGGCUUGAACAGAGAAACACUUUGUCAAUAACUAAGCAAGAGGUACAUUUUAGGAUUAAUGAUUUCAGAGCAGUUUGGGGUCCCCCCCCACCGGGCAGAUCAGAGAGCAAUGAUUGAUAAGCAAUGGGAGAUUUCUUGUGUUAGGAACAGAAACACAGAAGUGUGGGUGAUGUUUCGGAGGACCCAGGAAUUCCCUAGCUGGAGGAAAUGUG
This is a messenger RNA of Crotalus tigris (Tiger rattlesnake), 2087 nucleotides long. RefSeq names its product WD repeat and SOCS box containing 2 (gene WSB2). NCBI's taxonomy places the organism in Eukaryota, Metazoa, Chordata, Lepidosauria, Squamata, Viperidae. The transcript has 9 exons. The coding region runs from base 64 to 1329 and encodes 421 amino acids. Gene Ontology annotation, molecular function: protein binding. Gene Ontology annotation, biological process: intracellular signal transduction. The record is from RefSeq and is a predicted model, not a curated record.